Molecule: messenger RNA, 1334 nt
Organism: Jatropha curcas
Lineage: Eukaryota; Viridiplantae; Streptophyta; Magnoliopsida; Malpighiales; Euphorbiaceae
Product: Chaperone DnaJ-domain superfamily protein
Source: RefSeq, a predicted model, not a curated record
UUGUUUUAACGAGGAAUGGUAUAGUAUAGGGCCUCGCUCGGUCAGUGCUCCAAAACGGGGAAAAAGUAAAAUAUUUAGCAUUGAGUUCGGUGAGUCGACUCAGUUUAUCACCCGGGUUCUGUUUUGCGUCGAGCCCUUCUUUCCUGAAGAUUGUUUCUUUUGGUAGGCCGAGUUGUGUCUGCAACUCUUCGGAGAAUCCCCGGUGUAACCAAAAGAGGAAGACAGAGAUAACGUAGAACGAGCAAAGAGGGAGAGAUGGGAGACAAGAGCUCCACCAUAGCCACAGCCACAGACGACGAUUUGCUUCUGAAGAGCUUCUUCGCGGAAGUUAGCGAAGUCGAGAGAGAUAACGAAGUCCUCAGGAUCCUUGCAUGCUUCAAGUUAAAUCCAUUUGAGCAUCUAAAUCUUCCAUUUGAUUCCUCUCCAGAGGACGUGAAGAAGCAGUAUCGUAAGUUAUCUUUGCUGGUUCACCCUGACAAGUGCAAGCAUCCACAAGCAAAAGAGGCCUUUGCUGCAUUGGCAAAGGCCCAACAACUUUUACUUGAUCAGCAAGAAAGAGAUUAUCUUCUUAGUCAAGUUACUGCAGCAAAAGAGGAACUUCUGUCGAAGAGGAGGAAGCAGUUGAAGAAAGAUACUGCCAGUAAAAUAAAAUCAUUGGUCGAUGAGGGAAAAUAUGAAAAACAAUAUGAAAAGUCUGAGGAGUUCCAGCGGGAACUGAAAUUGAAGGUUCGAGAAAUAUUAACUGAACAAGAAUGGAGAAGGAGGAAAAUGCAGAUGAGAAUAUCAGAAGAGGAAGGUAGAUUGAAGAAGGAUGAAGAAGAACAGAAGGAGAUGUGGAAGAGAAAGCGUGAGCACGAGGAGCAGUGGGAAGGAACAAGAGAACAGAGGGUUUCAAGCUGGAGAGAUUUUAUGAAGACGGGGAAAAAGGGUAAAAAGGGAGAAAUUCGACCACCAAAGCUCAAGACAGAGGAUCCCAACAAAUCUUAUGUUCAAAGGCCUGUAAAGCGAGGUUAAUUGGUAACAAUGGUCUUGAGGCGAGUGGCAGUGAUAACCAGGCUUUGAUGGAGGGAUUAACACAGCGUCGGUGCACGUCUUGCCGGCUAAGACACUGUUACAUUUUUAUAAGACAUGGUGCAAUUUGUUGUGCCUUAUUUAGCAUGUGAAGGGUUUCGAGACCUUAAUUGGGUCCAACAGUAAAAAACGAGAUUGUAAAAUACAUUUAUAUUAAUAUGCUUUAGAAUGUUAGUUUUUGAAUCCUUGAAGAGUCAGUUUAUAUUGAAGUUUUAGAGGUAUAAUUGGCGUAUCACAUUAUCAAAUUCUAAAUUUGGCUGAUA